Molecule: messenger RNA, 691 nt
Organism: Strongylocentrotus purpuratus (purple sea urchin)
Lineage: Eukaryota; Metazoa; Echinodermata; Echinoidea; Camarodonta; Strongylocentrotidae
Product: WSCD family member AGAP003962-like
Exons: 3
Coding region: 1-603 (200 amino acids)
Source: RefSeq, a predicted model, not a curated record
AUGGUGAACUCAGGGACAGUCGCUUCAUAUCAUUGUGCAUGGCCUGAGGGGAUUCACCUUGCACAAGCUAACACCUUACCUAGCAUAGCGCUUCUCAGUUACCCAGGCUCGGGAAACACCUGGGUACGUUACCUGAUAGAGAGUGCUACUGGUAUCUACACGGGCAGUAUACAUACUGACAAUGAUCUAUUUCGUAGUGCUUGGAACCAAUUUGUGAGGAGAGAGAUUUCAAAAUGGAGCGAGAAAUUGGAUGAAGCAGUUUCUUUCUUUAACAUUACCCUAAUCAUCCAUUACGAAGACCUGAAAUCAGACCUGGCGACCCAUCUCCGUACCAUUCUGAACUUCAUGACGGCUGAUACAAACUUGACGGCACUAGACGCGUCAGAAGAGCGUUUUCGCUGUACGGUAGACCACUCUACAGGAUCCUUUAAAAGAAACAAGACUUAUAUGACAUUUGAUCCCUUCACGAAUGAAUUGCGAGCCCUUAUCGAUGGAAAGAUUCGAUAUGUUUUGAAUAGGUUACGGGAAAUGUGUUAUCCGUUACCACCAUAUGCGAUAAAUUACCCCCCUCUUACAACUUCUCAAGCAACUUCUUCAAAAUAAUUGUGUUCAAUAUUUUUUAGGGGUGAGUACUGUGAGAAUGAUUAAGUUAUUUGUGAAGAGCACUUACCUAAAAUGACGUAGAAACCAA